Messenger RNA from Triticum turgidum subsp. durum (durum wheat), 411 nucleotides. The record is from the annotation of a GenBank genome assembly. NCBI's taxonomy places the organism in Eukaryota, Viridiplantae, Streptophyta, Magnoliopsida, Poales, Poaceae.
AUGGCGCUCUCCCUCUCCACCUCCUUCCUCCCGACCCCAGGCGCCGCCGCCGUCGCGAGAACCGCAAACCGCACCCUCCGCUCCCUCGUCCCCUCCCAGGGGAUGAGGUGCUCGAUGCGGAAGAAGGGGCUGCACCCGGAGAUCUUCGAGGACGCCAAGGUGUACUGCAACGGUGAGCUGGUGCUGGUGACGGGGGGCACGAAGCCGGAGUACUCGGUGGACGUCUGGUCGGGGAACCACCCCUACUACGUCGGCGACUCCUCGGCGCUGGUCGUCAUGGACAGCCAGAUCGAGAAGUUCCGCAAGAAGUGGGGGCACGUCAAGGAGUACUGGACCAAGGAGCAGUGGCUGGAGAUGCACCCUGACGGCGACCCGGAGUUUGAGCCGGAGGACGACGAGACCCGCAAAUGA